CUUAAUGAAACGCAAACGAUGCAGACGCAUUUUAACGGAAAUAACAACCAAACACUGGAAUAAAAUAAAUUAAAAUUUUGAAAAAAAAAAAAUAUUAACAAAAUAGUUAAAAAUAUAUAAAAAUUAUUGCUGUAAAAGAAAUCUAAGUUGAAAUAUUUAGAUUUUUUUUAUUUUUGAAGAGAAAAAGUAUCAAAAGAAAAACGUUUAGAAAAUAAAACAAAUUUAAAUAAGUUUUAAAAACAACUGUAACUAUAAAUGAAAACAUAGAAAUAACAAGAGAAAAAUUAAAAGUGUUUAACGGAAAAAAGUGAAAAUUAAAAAAUUUCUUAAAAAAAAUUUAAAUCAAAGAAAUUUUAAGAAAAAAUCGAAAAAUUUUCUGGCAAAUAACAUUCAACAGCUUUUAAUAGUUUUGACGUUGUUUGCAAGGUUGUGUUAUUUCCUUUGCUAUUGUGGUCUGUUUAAGUUGGGAAUUAAGCCAAAUUUCAAUUGAAAGAAUUUUGUUAUUUCGAAACAUUGAGCCGUUGUGUAAACUAAAAAAGAAAUUUUUAUUUUGUUUAUAAAUAGCGAAUUAUUUUGAUUGUUUUCCAUUGUUUCCAUUAUUUUAUGGCUUUACAAUGACGAGACACCUGCAGUAUUUAUGUGCCUGUACUUGUAUAUGGCUUUUGGCUUCAACGCAAAAUGUUUUCGCUUUAGAAAAAUGGUCACGCCAAUUGGAGGCCACCGAUCCGGGUGUAUCCGAUAGUUUUGAUUGGAUACCUUUGGCUCAGCCAGCCGAUAGUUCGACACAAACUAAAGAUCGUUCUGGCAAUGGUCGUGUUUUGACUUACUCGCAAGCCUUUCCCUCAAAUGGUCAUUUCAGUGAUUUUUCCAAAGGUUUCGGUUCACCUGUUUCGCAGAAACCUUCACCUUUUGAUUUUCCUUAUCCCUUUCAAAAUUUUGCCAGUGUUCCACAAGCUCAGUCGUUGAAACAACCUGCUUCGGGUCUUAAAACAAGUCCAUUCCAGAGUCAAGACCCCACAUCACAAUCGUUUUUCAAAUUUGAAAUGCCUUUGAAUCAACAGAAUACACGUAUUAAUUCGUCACCAUUGAAUGCUGGUUCGGGAGUAAAUACUGGUUAUCAAAUCUCACAUGCUUUUGGAAAUGGUGCUCAAGCUACUUUAUUCAAUUCUCCCGUUUAUAAUCAACAGCCCGUCUUUCCACCAGAAUUUCAUCCUGUAGCUGCUAAGCCUCAAAGUCAGCCGCUGCAACAGAAACCUUUAGUGCAAUCAAACUUUCUUUCUAACGAACCUAUUUCAUUGAAAAACUUUUUCAAAGACAACAAACCCACAUCGGCUUCUCCAUUGCAGGCCGUUUCGCCACAAGUUUUUCCACAAGCUGAUACACAAAACAAUUCUCCUUUCUCUUUGAGAUCUCCCUUCAGCAGUAUACCAUCCGGUCCAGCACCCUCAGCACCUUCACCACAACAGGAUCAGCAAUUUUUGUUUGUACCCUACAAUAACAUCUUCAGUCAAACACCACAAGCUCAGCCUUCUGUGCAGCAACAACAACAGCCGCAACCCCAAGUUCAAGCUCAGCCCCAGCAGCAGCCACAAGCUCAAAUUCCCCAACAAAAUCCCUUCGAUACUGCGCCUAAAUUCAGUAACAAUUUACCCACAGUCAAUCCUUAUCAAAUCAAUCAAUUCUAUACACCCGACACUAUUGGCCAGCAACCUCAACUUAAAUACUUAACCACCAGUACUACCACCACUACCAUAAGACCUCAAACAACUUCCUUAAAACCGGCCAAUAUAUUCCAAAACUUUGUAAAUCCUCAAUACGCCACCACCCCUAAACCAAAGCCAAAGGCUCAUCAACCUCCAUUGGCCAUGUUUUUGUUGCGUUCUUCUGCCCGACCCGUAGAAUCUGAUGUUGUUGAUACUUUGAGCAGCUCUAAGACAAUUGCUGUCAUUGAUUCUCCUACACAAAAUCCUCCAGACAUAUUUGUUGGUCCUUCCGGCAUGCCCACACCCAAUGGUUACACUAAAUUUGAUUUACCCUAUCUAUCGCAAUUGCAAGGUACACAAGAUAUUAAUGAUGUCUCCUUCUUUGUGGCUCCUUUGAGUUAUCGUACUCCUGGAGGUUUUAAUAAAAUUCUUUUGCCAGAACCUCAUGUGGGUUCUAUUGUUAUUAAUCUCUCAAAAUCAGGAUUAUCACAAGCGCCACCUCCACCACCUCAAUACUAUCAACCACAGCAACACCAACAGCCUCAGCAACACCAACAGCCUCAGCAACACCAACAGCCUCAGCAACUUCAACAGGUAGUAGAACAAGCAACAACCACCACUCACCGACCACGCACAUCCACCCAGAGGAUAAAAACUCAUCACCAAAGCAGUAACGCCAAUAGAGGCAAUAAGUUCAGCUAUUACUUUGAUCAGGAUCCCAUACAAGAAGUACCCUCACCACAAGUUAUCCACAAGGAGCGUCCCAAAAAGAAGAGACCUCAAUCGGUGAAAGUUGAACAGUCCGUCUUUACUCAACAGCUUAACAAUCCGUAUGCUCAAUUUAACCCCAUACCAAAUCAAAUAUCAAGUGAUGACUUCUAUAAACUACAAACUAAACCAUCAAGUACUUCCUCAACAUCAACCUCAACCACAUCAACUACAUCUACUACUACCUCAACUACAGCUGCACCGCAACAUUAUUUCGCCUACAAUACUCACCCACAAGUUGAAUACUCUUAUCCAGAGAUCAAUCAAAUUUCGCAACAACAACCUGUACAAGAGGAAGAGAAACCACGAUUGACUACUCGCCCGCCAGUACAAACAACCACGGCUGAGGAAGAAUAUCGUAUGAAACAAUACUAUAGAAAACAAGAGGCUAAUCGUCAUCGUCCUCAGGUCGUAAGCCAAACUAACUCUCCCUACGAACAAGUACAUUAUACACCAGUCAAUUUGGAAUAUGAAAUUUCCAAGACAACAACCAAAAAACCCAGAAUAACAUUCUAUAGUCCCACAGCUUCACCCGUUUUAGAAGAAGAUUAUAAUACAGUACCUCCUCGUCAACAGCAACAGCAACAUGAACAACAACAACAGCAGCAACCUCAAUUGCAGCAACAACAUCAUCAAAUUCAACAGCAACAAUUUACUCCUAACGAACAAUUGCCAGCCAAUCAUCGUCCUUCUUAUAUACAAAAUGAAAUUGCUGAUAGUCCAGUGGAAUAUGAACCCAAUCCUUAUCAAUUGCCCUCUGAGUUACCACAAUUGCAACCCAACUUCCCUGGAUUGGUAAAUAAUCUCAAGGAAAUGAAAGAACAACAACCUAGUACCCCAGAACAAACUACAUCGACUCAGGAACAAACAACUGUAACACCACCACAAACUUAUCCAGAACCUGAAUCAUCCACUAGACCAACAAGAAGACCUAUUAAUCGUGUACGCAAACCAGCCUCUACCAGAGUAACUUCUUCAGUGUCUUAUUCGGAAUCCGAGACAUUCACUAGAAGACCCAUUAACCGUGUCAGACGUCCAUUUGGAUCGCGCAAUACUGCCUCUACUCCUAGUCCAGUAAAUAUGGAUUAUGAUGAGACAACCACUACAACAAGACGUCCUUCUUCUGCUCGCAAUCCCUUAAUACGUAAUCCUAAUCGUAUACGUUAUCAACCCACGCCGGAAGAGAGACAAACCUUAAGACUUAAACCCAAAAGAAAAUACAAUAGCUCGGGUAAAGUGGUGAAUGAAAAUGAAGACUUAGAUUAUCAACGUGAUGUUUUGAAACAAAAUUAUCCCGUAUUCAAACCAAACAGCUCACGUAGACCUAGCAGUAGUCCCACAGCUAUACCCACUACAUAUGAAGUGACCACUACCGAAGCUCCUACUUCGGAAACUCAACAAGUGUACACCGUAACUCCCAGCAACAAUAUAGAUAAUGAACAAAAUUUCCCCGCCGGUCUUUUGGAACCCAUGCAAAUUGCUCAGCAAUAUAAUGAAUACAAAAAUAACUAUGGUCCCGGUUAUUUCCCCAAUCAAGAAGAUGUUAAUCCCACUGAAGCGGUCAUAAGAAAUGAAAUCAAUCCCGUCUAUAGUACAGUGCCCAGCACAACACCUUCUACUACCACUACAACUACCACAACAACGACGACAACCACAGAGGCUCCAGUUAUAACGACAAGACGCUCUCCUUUCAUUAGAAGAAAUUAUCCCAGAAUAAGGACCACCACAACUGAGACACCAACCACUACCACACCAGCUGAGGAGGAUAAACCAUCGACUCGUAAUCGUCUAACACCCCGUAAGAUAAUCAAAAUACGUGCCCGCACACGUCGUCCUUUGCACCCUGCCUCACCUACCCCUGCACCCGAAGAGGAACAUGAAGCCACUGAACAGCCAAAGCAAAACUAUCGCAAAUUAAACCGUUUCAAUCAAGAUUUAUACGAUAAUGAGACCCCAAGACGUCGUUAUAAACAAAAAUUCCAAUUGGAAGGACAAGAAUCCCAAUGGUCACCAUCUGCUAAGGCGGGACCUUCUAGCAAUUUCAAACCCAUCAAUCCCAAAGAAAACAGAAAUCAACAUAAAUUUGAAAAUGAACCCGAAAUUGUGACAGCUGGACCUGAAAGCGAUAACAAGGAGAAUUAUGAAAUAAAAGUAUCGGCCAAUUAUGGACCAUCAGCCGCCAAUGGCAUGAAGCAACCCAAUUUAAAACCAGAAAAAUCCUUUGCUGAACUUCUAGAAGAAGUUAUGGGCAAGGCACCUGAAGAAAAACCCAUGGAAACGACCAUGAGUCCAGAACUCUCGACAGAUGGUACUGUUUUUGAAGCACAAAAAACUACAAUUGCCAAUCGUAUAUUGCGCCGAGGCAAAUGGAAGAAGACUCGUGUCUCUUCAUCAGUCCGAACCAGCAGCAGCAGCAGUAGUGGUAAUGGUGAAAGUUUUGAAACUGCUGAAUCACAAAAUCUAGGUUCUCAACUAUAUAACUCUUUGCACAAGUCAGACAAACCCAGUACUACGGUUGAGGUACAAAAAGAUUGGAAAACUACUACACCCAUGACCACAGCGGCUGAAAUCAAUUCCAUGUAUAAUGGACUUACAACCACUGCCACGCCCCUUAGUUCUAUGGAAGAAUAUAGUAUGUCCACUGCUAAGCCUCAAGAACUUUUAGCCACAACUUUACCCAUGAAUGUGGAAGAAACAAAAAUGGUUACCGAAAGAAGCCAAGAUAUGAGCAACCAACAAGAAAGUGCUACCAGACGUAUGGAUGAAGAUAUGGGCAUGGAAGAUGAUUUGGAAAUUCAACCCAGUCUUUUCUCCGAAGUUAAGAAACAAUUGCAUGAACUAUUCUCCAUAGAAGAAAGUGAUGAUACAGCGGUAACUGCAGCUUUGGCAGCGGUAGGUAGACGUCGCCAGGAGUACACACACAUUAAGAGACCAAAAGUGGAGACCACAACAGCAUCCGGUAUUGAUCUGGUUUCCAUAACCGAACCCAUGUCCGUGGAAGAUAAGAAAGCCUUCCAUCGAGAACUAAUGAAACAUGUGGUCUAUGCCACAUCGUCACCUGUCCAACAGGAUGAAACAUCUGAGGCAGAAAUUUGCUAUAGAGGGCGUUGUAUAAAAUCCGAGGAUUUACCAUCUAAUCACAAAUUAAAUUAAAACU
Molecule: messenger RNA, 5628 nt
Organism: Lucilia cuprina (Australian sheep blowfly)
Lineage: Eukaryota; Metazoa; Arthropoda; Insecta; Diptera; Calliphoridae
Product: mucin-5AC
Exons: 7
Coding region: 615-5624 (1669 amino acids)
Source: RefSeq, a predicted model, not a curated record